AUGGCCACUGAUAUCGCGACAAGGGAGCUCAAGUCUCCUAUUGACGUCGCAGAAUAUCUCUUCAGAAGGCUCCACGAGGUGGGAGUUCGAUCGGUGCAUGGCGUACCCGGGGACUAUAACCUGGUAGCAUUGGAUUAUAUUCCUAAAGUCGGUCUCGAUUGGGUUGGAAACACCAACGAAUUGAAUGCCGGAUAUGCUGCUGACGGUUAUGCUCGACUGAAGGGAAUCAGUGCCCUGGUUACCACAUUUGGUGUGGGUGAGCUUUCGGCUCUGAAUGCUAUUGCAGGUUCCUACUCAGAAUACGUCCCCGUUGUCCACAUUGUCGGGCAGCCAAGUACAUUGUCACAGAGGAGUGGAAUGCUACUCCACCACACGCUUGGAAAUGGGGACUUCAAUGUCUUUACGAACAUGAGUGCUUGUAUAUCUUGCAACGUUGCGAGGCUUAACGACGCUCAGGAGGCGGCGACGUUAAUAGACAACGCUAUUAGAGAAUGCUGGGUCCGGAGUAGGCCAGUUUACAUCACUCUGCCAACUGACAUUGUUCAGAAAAAGGUUGAAGGAGAGCGCCUGAAGACACCAAUCGACCUCUCGCUACCCAAUAACGAUCCGGAGAAAGAAGACUACGUGGUCGAUGUGGUCCUAAAAUCCCUUCAUGCAGCCAAGAGCCCUGUUAUUCUAGUUGACGCUUGCGCCAUUCGUCACCGUGUUCUCGAAGAAGUUCAUGACCUCAUCCAGGCUUCUGGCUUGCCGGCUUUCGUCGCCCCCAUGGGUAAAGGAGCUAUUAAUGAGACACAUCCCAACUAUGGAGGUGUCUACGCAGGCGACGGAUCAAACCAAGGUGUUCGCGAGCGUGUGGAAUCCUCCGACCUCAUUCUUAGCAUCGGGGCAAUCAAAUCCGACUUCAAUACCGCAGGUUUCACCUACCGCAUCGGGCAGCUUAAUACGAUUGAUUUCCACAGUAAUUAUGUACGCGUGCGAUACUCCGAGUACCCAGACAUCAACAUGAAAGGUGUUUUGAGAAAGGUCAUCCAGAAGAUGGGUAAAUUGAAUGUCUCGUCUCCCCCCAAGAUCUCGAACGCGCUUCCUCAGGAGGAGAAGACGUCGAGCGAUAAGACAAUCACUCAUAAUUGGCUGUGGCCAAUUGUCGGGCAGUGGAUGAAGGAGAACGACAUCAUCAUCACAGAGACGGGAACAGCAAACUUCGGAAUAUGGGAAACAAGGUUUCCCAAAGGAGUUACUGCUGUGAGUCAAGUGCUUUGGGGCAGUAUCGGGUACUCUGUUGGAGCUUGCCAAGGUGCCGCACUGGCUGCUAAGGAUGACGGUUCUAACCGUCGAACCAUCCUUUUUGUCGGCGAUGGUAGCUUCCAGCUUACUGUCCAAGAAGUGAGCACAAUGCUGAGGAACGGAUUGAAACCAAUAAUAUUCGUGAUAUGCAACAACGGAUAUACUAUUGAGCGGUACAUUCAUGGCUGGAAGGACGAAUACAACGACAUCCAAACGUGGAAGUUCAAGGAUAUCCCCACUGCGUUCGGGGCGAAGGAAUACAAGGGUUAUCAAAUCAAGACUCGCGAUGAGUUGACUAAGCUCUUUGCUGACGAGACCUUCUCCUCCGCCCCGUGCCUGCAGCUCGUGGAACUCUAUAUGCCGCAAGAAGAUGCACCGGCAGCCCUCAAGAUGACUGCGGAAGCUGCCGCACGGACUAAUGCUAAGAUGGCCGAGGAGGGAACGCAGGCAUUGCCUACUUACCUUAAGUGA
Paecilomyces variotii is the source of this 1755-nucleotide messenger RNA. RefSeq names its product pyruvate decarboxylase. Gene Ontology annotation, molecular function: carboxy-lyase activity; thiamine pyrophosphate binding; magnesium ion binding. NCBI's taxonomy places the organism in Eukaryota, Fungi, Ascomycota, Eurotiomycetes, Eurotiales, Thermoascaceae. The record is from RefSeq and is a predicted model, not a curated record. The transcript has 5 exons. Bases 1 to 1755 code for a protein of 584 amino acids.